UUUUCAUCCACUUCAUCGCUCAUUUGAAAUUUAUUCUCUCGUUCCUCCUCUUCCCUUCCUCCUCAGAUACUCCUCUGGUCACUUUUACUCUAUCUGAUCAUCAUCCUCCUCUCUCUGUCCUCAUUCUUUGCGGGCUGUCUAACGUCUUCCCUCGCCAAGCAUGGCGCCCUCCAUCCCCUCCGCCAAGUUGACCCUUUCCUGCCCUCUCUUCGCCGCUGAUUUCGACCCGCGCAAUUCCGGAGUUCUGCUCGUUGCCGGUGGAGGAGGCGAGGGUCGCAGUGGAGUGGGAAACAAAAUCGUCCUUCUCGAUUCCUCCAAGCGCCAAACACUCUCGCCAGUCGUUGAUAUUGAAUUGUCACGCAAUGAAGAUUCAGUGACUUCCCUGGCAGCUGCACGGCCGAAUGAGAGCUCGAUCAUCGCCUUGGCUGGCAUCAACAGUUCCGUUGAAGAACAGAAGCGCGAUAACAAUCAACAUUUACGGUCCUUUCGCAUCGAUUAUCCACCGCGCAAAGCUAUCUCCGGGCCCGAUGAGGUAGAUGGGCCGUCGGAGGACAAAUCAUCUGACGCGGCGACUCCCGGAAAAACAACACCUCUGUCCCGCGCUUCGCUCUUCCGCACCGUCAAAGGCUCAAAACCCUCCGACACCUACCAACGGCUUCUGCGCCUCUCCCCAUGGAGAGCUAGUGCGCGGUCCCCUCGAGUGGGUGCCAUCGCCACUGGCCUGGCGGCAAUCGGCGAGAUAGUCUUCUUUAGCGUGACAGCAACACCUGGGCAAUCGGACGUUAUCGGUCGAAUCCGCCUAGGCAGCGAUGAGGAAGCGGAGGAUAUCGAUAUCAUCGACCUGAACGAUGAAGAUGGUACAUUUCGUUUUGCUUACACCAACGGCAUGGAUCUUUUUGUAGGCCAGAUUACUGCCCAAACCCGCUCCAAUGCUUCACCGGACGUGCAGUGCGUUUAUACAACACCGGCCCCGGAGAAGCGAUCUCGGACUAGAUCCAAGUUCCGGGCGUUGCGCUUCCUUUCGCCGACCAGUCUCUUGCUCCUGCAGAAUGCUCCUGACCGUAAAGGUUGUGAGCUCAUGAUUAUAGAUCUUCGGAAUGCACUCGCUACAACUCCGACGGGAAAGACACAGGAGCAGAAGGUUACUGGGAAAGCAGCCAUCAUCCGCCGCAAAAAGCUCCGUAGGACUAUCAAGAUUGGUCUGGGCCUAGAUAUCUGCCUUCUGGGCUCUGGGAGCGACGACUCGAUGAAUCAGCAGCAGCAGGCCAUUAUCGCAGUCACGGGAAGCGACCAGUCAAUUGAACUUCUGACGCUCGAGUUCGAUCCGCUCAGCAGCCGAGGCGGCUAUGGCGCUCUACGUCGCUAUACGACCCUCCUCGACGUACACCCUUUCUCCAUGACCAAGCUCUGCUUCGCUCCCUUCUACCCGCCUACGCAUCCUGUCUCAGCCGAGACUCCUCCGCAGUACAUCAAGCUGGCCUCGGUUAGUAUGGGCAACACGGUUGUUGUCCACACUCUUCCACUCUUGCCCUGCCCUCCCACAAGCCGCCAUCCUCGCUACGUCUUGUCCAUGCCCGGUGAAUCUGAGAUAUGGACCAAUUUCUCUAGCGGCUUUGCCGCCCUUCUCUCCAUCUUCAUCGUCUGCUUCGUCCUGCAAGCCUUUACCGAGAUCCGGGGGGCCAUGCCUCCUUAUCUCGGCGCUACGGAUUGGCUACCCCCGCAUAUCCGGGAGGCUGUGGCUCGGCCGUAUUACUCUCCCUCUUCUCCCCUUGCGCCAUCUCCUCUCCCUCCCCCGGAGCUGUCUACUUCAUCCCCGGAACCGAAUGUGGCAGCCAAAGCCCCGGCCCACCAAGUCUCUGACUCAUACGCAUCCCCAUCUCCCUGCCCCAUCCCUCUCCUCAGAUCAGGUGAGCAGCCGUCCUUCAUCUCCUGGGACCCAGACACAAACCUACUGCUCGUCAACUCUGCUCCAGCGGAUUCCGUAUCAUUCUAUCGCCGUUGGCGAGACGUCGGAGAGGCUGACCGCGCCUGGUGGAUCCAUGAGCUCACACAAGCAUGCUACGGUUCCAUUUCUGAGUCCGACUUAGAGUCCAGGUUCGCGGCGGACGAUGACGCGGCUCAGAGCGGCGUGUUUUUCGGCGAGUUGUGCCCUACCAGGCCGGCUGGAGAUCGGUCCUGACCUUUUUGGUUACUCUCUUCUGCACCUGUUCUUCGCGGUUGUUUCUAGUCUCCCGCCAUCUCACAUAAUCCCCGUGUGCUUAGGAGAUAUACGCCAAGGGUUAAGGGCAAGGUGAGUGCGAUACUGAGACCGACGUCCGUCUGCCUCGUGUUGACGGAUAGGAUAUGACGGAAUGAUGAUGGAGGGUCGGGUGGUUUAUACCUUCAUGCACUCGCUUGGUUGUUGCCGCAGUGGAAGCAGGUCGCCUGAACAUUUUUACUUCAGAGCCAAACCAUCGAUUGCGAUUGAUUGUGGUCUUCUUUCUUACAUAUCUACUUGCCUAUCAUCCUGUGCUGUAUUUACGAUUGCACGUUAGGGAGCCUGUUUUGCUAUGAUAUAUCUUUGCAAUCUCGCAUUACAAUACUGAAACAAGCCGAGGAUAUGGAAUUAAUUAUUUUGUUG
Molecule: messenger RNA, 2620 nt
Organism: Aspergillus homomorphus CBS 101889
Lineage: Eukaryota; Fungi; Ascomycota; Eurotiomycetes; Eurotiales; Aspergillaceae
Exons: 2
Coding region: 161-2179 (672 amino acids)
Biological process (GO): protein secretion
Cellular component (GO): endoplasmic reticulum membrane
Molecular function (GO): guanyl-nucleotide exchange factor activity; protein binding; GTPase activator activity
Source: RefSeq, a predicted model, not a curated record